Fraxinus pennsylvanica is the source of this 750-nucleotide messenger RNA. Lineage: Eukaryota; Viridiplantae; Streptophyta; Magnoliopsida; Lamiales; Oleaceae. The record is from the annotation of a GenBank genome assembly.
AUGUGCAGCAGAGGGCACUGGAGACCAGCUGAGGAUGAGAAGCUUCGAGAAUUGGUCGAACGACAUGGACCACAUAACUGGAAUGCCAUAGCUGAAAAGCUACAGGGAAGAUCAGGGAAGAGUUGUAGGUUGAGGUGGUUCAAUCAGUUGGAUCCAAGAAUUAACCGGAGCCCUUUCACAGAAGAGGAAGAAGAGAGGCUUCUUGCUUGUCACCGAAUUCAUGGGAAUCGAUGGGCUAUAAUUGCUCGACUCUUCCCCGGACGUACUGAUAAUGCUGUGAAGAAUCACUGGCAUGUUAUCAUGGCUCGAAAAUGCAGAGAAAGGUCGAAAAUUUACUCAAAAAGGGCAUCACAAGCUUUAAAAAAUGAUCAAAAGUCCACAUCAAAUCAGGAUACCCCAGUUUUCAGUGACAAAAAUUUAAGGUUUAACCCUUUUGUAGAGACAUGUUAUCCGAGAUUCGAGCACCAUCUAACUUACAAUCAACCCAUAUACCAGAAGGAGCUUCAUUCGGACAAUAUGGUUCUUCACAUGAAGAUAGAUGAAGAUAGAAGUAAACAAGCGGUAGAGUUCUAUGACUUUCUCCAAGUGAAUACUGAUAACUCAAACCGAAGUGAAGUGAUAGACCAUGCUAGGAAAUUCGACGAUGAUGAGGUAGAGCAGGAGCCUGCAGCAGUUCAAAAUCAAACCAAGGUUGAUAGUACUGCUGUAUCGUUCAUAGAUUUUCUCUCAGUUCGUGGAGAUUCUACUUAA